UUCACAUUUUAGGAUUUUUAAAAAUCAAUACCAAUUUAUUUUUUGAAACGUCAACUUUGUUUUCCGUUACCAUGGCAACUCAUCAUGUUUUGUCAAUAAAAGUUAGAAGAAGCAAUUUGGAUAACUCUCUUGAUUCUGUUGCAUUUAGUUCAACUUAUCCAAUGGAAGACCAAGAUACGCCGCAAAUUAUUACACAUAUCGAACACAAUUUAGAUCAUUCUUUAUUCGACUGCAAAUGGGUACCGUGCUCUGCUAAAUUUGUGGUUAUCGGAUCACUACCUAAAGGCAGCGGAACUAUUGAGAUAUUUGAGAUAUCCUCAGGCGAAAUUAAAAACAUAAAGGUAAUAGAGCGACCAAAUUCAUUUAAAUGUGGAACCUUUGGCGCUAGCAGUGACGUUGAGCGAAGAUUGGCUACCGGCGAUUUUAAAGGAACUUUAGAAAUAUGGGAUUUAGAAAAAAGCAGUCAAGUUUAUAUAACAAAGGAACAUACAGACAUUAUAAAUUCAAUAGAUGGAAUGGGAGGUAGUACUGUCAAUUGUGGCGCUCCUGAGAUAGUGACCGGAAGUAGAGAUGGUACGGUUAAGGUUUGGGACCCCCGUCAGCGUGGCAAGCCGGUGGCGAACAUGCAGGCGGCGCGGGGCGAGACGCGGCGCGACUGCUGGUGCGUCUGCUUCGGCAACUCGUUCAAUGACGCAGAGCGUAUCGUGCUCGCCGGCUACGACAACGGUGAUCUCAAGAUGUUCGAUCUCAGAACUAUGUCCUUGAGAUGGGAGUGCAAUCUCAAGAAUGGGGUAUGUUCCGCAGAAUUUGAUCGUAAAGAUAUACCAAUGAACAAACUGGUUGCGACAACAUUGGAGGGAAAGUUUCACGUAUUUGAUCUCAGAACACAGAACCCCACUAAAGGAUUUGCCCAAGUGUUAGACAACUCCGCUCAAAGUGGAACAAUAUGGGUUGCGCGUCAUCUGCCGCAGAACCGAGAUAUAUUUGUGACAUGCGCUGGGAACGGUCAAGUUACACUUUGGAAAUAUGAGUACCCGGAGCAGCGAUGUCACGUGGACGGGUCGGGCGCGGCGUGCGGCGUGGCGGGGAAGCUGCGCCGGCUGCAGCGCAUGCUCAUCAGUACUCAGCCCGUCAACGCCUGGGAAUGGAACCGCGACCACGCCGGCCUCGCUCUCGCCACCGCCUACGACCAGCACCUCAGGGUAGUUGUCACCACCAAACUCAAUUUGCAAUGAACUCUACACUAAAUGUACAUUUCUUAUACUUAAGUUUCAAUAAGGGA
Molecule: messenger RNA, 1282 nt
Organism: Papilio machaon (common yellow swallowtail)
Lineage: Eukaryota; Metazoa; Arthropoda; Insecta; Lepidoptera; Papilionidae
Gene: Wdr92
Product: dynein axonemal assembly factor 10
Exons: 6
Coding region: 72-1235 (387 amino acids)
Molecular function (GO): ubiquitin binding
Source: RefSeq, a predicted model, not a curated record